Penicillium oxalicum is the source of this 258-nucleotide messenger RNA. RefSeq lists its product as uncharacterized. The transcript has a single exon. The record is from RefSeq and is a predicted model, not a curated record. NCBI's taxonomy places the organism in Eukaryota, Fungi, Ascomycota, Eurotiomycetes, Eurotiales, Aspergillaceae. Bases 1 to 258 code for a protein of 85 amino acids.
AUGCCCAUUCCAACCUUCGACUCCAAACCCCAACAGCAAGCAGCGGAGGCUAAUCGAGCUGGUGAAACAUGCUCCACGGGCCAGGCUGAUCUUGCCUCCUUCGCCGCACUGGACGGCAGCGUGUCCCAUUUUGACCCAAAGUUCCGUGAGACUCCAGCCUCGGAGCAGGGCGAACGCCCAUUGAGCAAGGAAGAGAUUGACCGACUGUAUGAGGAGCGCAUGGAGGAUGAGUACGCCAAAAGAGAGGGUGGUGCCUAA